This is a messenger RNA of Talaromyces proteolyticus, 1934 nucleotides long. RefSeq names its product putative dimethylaniline monooxygenase. Gene Ontology annotation, molecular function: NADP binding; flavin adenine dinucleotide binding. The coding region runs from base 99 to 1781 and encodes 560 amino acids. The record is from RefSeq and is a predicted model, not a curated record. Lineage: Eukaryota; Fungi; Ascomycota; Eurotiomycetes; Eurotiales; Trichocomaceae. The transcript is spliced from 4 exons.
GAAAGCUGGUGCUGUGGCUGUGACUAAGAUUGUUAGAAAGACAUACGUGUACCUUUCGUUUUAAUUUGGUAUCUUUAUUUUAUUUAAGUACGUUAGCCAUGGAUGUCGAUGUGGCGGUUAUUGGUGCAGGUCUGAGCGGCAUUGCCUUCGCCCGGUUUUAUCUAGACACACACCCGAAAGCACGCUUGAUAAUAUUCGAGAAGGAUGCGAAGAUCGGUGGAGUAUGGAGUGAAGAUAGGAUCUUUGAGACGUUCUGGGUCCAGAGUCCUCUGCGGAUGACUUCAUUCGCUGACGUGGCUCUUCGGAUCCCACAGGAUGCUCCCAGGGCACACGAUACAUUUGAGGCAAAAUAUGUCACUCAAUAUCUUGAAGAAUAUGUCGACAAUCAUAUCUACAACGGAGAAUCUCUGCGAUCACGAAUCCGGACCAAUACGGAUGUGAAAUCUGUAGAAAAGAAGGGUGAUGGCUGGCUCUUACAUGUCAAUGCCACCCAGCCUUGGUCACUUUAUUGUGACAAAUUGGCAGUAGCAUCUGGGAUAACGUCUAUACCUAACAUGCCCACAUUUCCUCAAAGUCCCCAAUGGAAAGUUCCGAUACUGCACCAUAGGGACCUUGGUUCUCAUGAGCAUAUCUUAAACCCGGACUCGACAUACAAAAAAAUUACGGUUAUCGGAGGAGGAAAGUCGGCUGUAGAUAUGGUGUAUGCAGGUCUCAAAGCAGGAAAAACUGUCAACUGGAUAAUUCGAUCAUCCGGAGAAGGACCGGGAAUCUUCAUGGAUCCAGCCGCCACAGGGAGAUACAGACAUGCUGCGGAAGCUGGAGCAACCAAGAAGGCUUCAGCUCUCAGUCCUUCUUAUUUUAAUACUCUCUCUGCGCCGGUUCUCUCACUUCAUCAGACUGACUCAGAGAGAGCCAGUCUUGAGGAAAAGCUGUACGCUGCUGACAAUCGGUUCAAGGCGUGGGCGAAUUAUCGAGCGCGAGAAGGGGCUCUUCCAGGGUUUCGGGACUUGGAGCCAAAAGCAUCAUUCUUCUGGAGCAGUGGCCCUGUCGGGGUUAUUCAGCACCAAGACUUCUGGGAUUUGGUCAGUAAAAACGUGAAUGUCUACCGUAGUGAUCCAUGUGGCACGACAUCAAAUGCCAUCGUCUUAGAAGACGGAAGAGAAGUUCCCAGUGAUAUCGUUCUUUGUGGUACAGGCUGGAACUCUUCAUAUCCAUUUUUCGCUCCUGAGGAAGCUUCUCGACUGGGUCUUCCGCAUCAACCUGACACCUCGACCGAGAAAGAGGGUUGGGGAGAUCUGAUGAAAACGGCAGAUUCUGAUAUAUUAAAGACCUUCCCCAUUCUAGGCCACCCUCCUCUUGGUGCCAAACCAAUCGGAGAAACCAGUCUCACACCAGCUAGAUUGUAUUACGGCAUAGCUUCCUUGUCUGAUUCUUCUAUACUCUUUUUGGGAAGAGCUCGAGUAUCGAACAACUUCCGCGUCGCUGACGCCCAAGCCAUCUGGGCAACUGCGUUUUGGGACGGACAUAUAAGUCUGCCAUCAGUUGAUGAGGCAAAGCGCCAAGUCGCGUAUAUGAAUGCUCUGUCGCGAAGACGGUACCCGUCCAGGGGCUUCGACGGAAUAAAUUUCCACGCCGAUCUGGUGUAUUACACGGAUAAAUUGGUUAGCGAGGCUGGACUUUUGUCCCACCGUAAGGGCUGGUGGGAUGACCCUGAAGAGCCGUGUUUGGCGAGUGAUUUUCGAGAUUGUGCGGAGGACUAUCGAAUUAAGUAUAAAGACUGAGUAGACGAGAUGUGUGUGGGAAGGUUGGGUGCAACUAUGUCAGAAAUAAAUGACGAGAUUAUACGAUCGGUGAGAGUAUGGGGUAGAGAGUCAAUCUUCCUAUAUCAUUUUUAGACGUUUACACACAUAUAAAUAUCGAUGACGAAGCGUCAC